AUGCGCCGCCUUUCGCAAUCUUUGCACGGCAUGAUGUCGUCGUCUCGUGAUGUCGAAGGCGAGACUGCCCUCGCGGAUAUGGUUGUCUCUGGCCGUCAGUUUUAUGAGGCGCAGCAGUACAAGCGGGCUCUGGAACAGUUCACGAGAGCAAUGAAAUACUGUCCUUGCGCUAGGGGGGUCAAACGUGAGAGAUGUACAUGCAAGAAUUUUGAAAGGGUCGCUGCUGAGGAGGGUUGCAUCUUCAAAGAAGCCAUGUAUAACUGCAAAUGCGACGUCGGGAGGACCUUCAACAAGUGUGACAAUAGGAACCACAUCCAGGCCCUGGAUUACCGAGCUGCCACGUUUGAAGCAUUGGGUAAACUGGAUCGUGCUAAGAAAGAUGCCGAAUGGAUUUUGGAGCUGGCUCCAAGACUGCCAGAUGGAUAUCUUCGUCUGGGAAAAGUAGCGCGGUUACAAAAGAACCAUGAAUUCGCGUGGAAGAUCUACAAUGCUGGCAUCAGCAUAAAUAAAGAUGUGGAAGUGGCGUCGUCGCCAAAGUUGCAGCAACUUUACAAAGCGCGAACGCCGCUUCACAGACAUUUCUCUAGGAAGGAUCCCCUCCGGCUGCCUACAGAAAUUGCGAUGCUUAUAUUCUCAUACAUGGAAUUUACCGAAUUGCCUCCAUGCUUAGGCGUCUGCAAGCUCUGGAGGCGCACCUUGACAAGCCCUCUGUAUGAUCGAUUAUGGAGGACAAUGAUAUUUCCUGGUAGAGGCAUGAAGCGUGCCCCUCGAUACGAUGCUCUGAAGAAGAUGCUGUCUUGGGCAGGCAAGGGGGGAGCGAGGAAAAUCGUCAUCCCGCUACCGAAAGCAUUUCUACUAAACCAACAAAAGCUAACACUACUUUUGAAAGCGUCCCCAUGCUUAGAAUAUUUGGAAAUUGGUCCACAAUUCGAUAUCCUGAUGUUUCCGCCCAAGGAGAAUAUGUGGACAAAGUUACGGCAUGUGUCUAUCAAUGGCACUGGUGAUCCUGCUAAACCGGCUUGGAGUACACCUGUAAUUCCGAUAGGCGGAUUUCCAUUGGCGUUUCUCAACAACGCUGCGGCUUCGCUGGAGCAUCUUGUUCUCACCGGAAUACCAGAGCCGUGGUAUAUGACACAGUCUGUGCCAUUUCUCCCCAACCUAAAGACCUUGCGGAUGUGCAACAUUUCUACAUUACGCCAGUCAUUUCCUAUAUUUUUCCUCUCUGACGCCUUCCCUCGACUUGAACAACUCUGGAUCGGCCCCAACAUCCCAAAUCUUGACUCAAAUUCCCUAUCCGGCUGGCGAGAAAAGUGGCAUACGAUGUGGAACCAUCUCAAAGUCCUCAUAUUCGAAGAAUCAUCCGUUGUUGGGCCUAUUUCCCAAGUCGAAAAUUCGCUCCUCACGCUGCGUCUUUUGACAUGCCUAAACUACGGCAACUCCCUACAACACAUCCGCUUCGACAUUCCCUCAGACAACGAGGAUAGACAUGGAAGGCAUCGUGUAUUCAGCAACAGUCGUACGUUGCACGGUGAUAUUGAUAUACCCCAGUAUCCUGAAUUUCGGAACCUCCACUCACUCGCUUCCAAGUCUUUGUGCAUCUCCCCAGACAUAUUAAGACUCCUAUUUUCUGAUGCUUUGAAUAUGGGAAAAAUACAAUCAUUUGACAUUGUAUUUCCAAUAGAGUCACUGAACGAUCGCGUCGGAGACAGGAGCAUUACUCACCUCAAGGGAUACGAAUGGCUUCGUGGCGCAGCAUCCAUCACGUCCAUGGGCUGCUACAGGUUCCGAUUUAGAUCGUACCCUCGAAACGACGAUGACCUCCCACUCCCUCAAUUUCUCGCGAGCUUUCCGAAUCUCGAAACGCUGAGUAUUUUCUCGGAGAAUUAUGAGGAGGCGGAAUUUGCUGGCGUAGUGGCAGCCAUUUUGAAGGCGACUACAUUAAAGACAAUCUAUACGACAUCGGUCAAAGGCGCGGUUAUGGAUCAGUUGAGGACGGUUGCAGAGAGCCAGGGCGUCAAGUUGAUAUGGGGACAUCAGCCACAGGCAUGGCCGGUACCAUUGGAUGAAUCGUAA
This is a messenger RNA of Metarhizium brunneum ARSEF 3297, 2073 nucleotides long. Lineage: Eukaryota; Fungi; Ascomycota; Sordariomycetes; Hypocreales; Clavicipitaceae. The record is from RefSeq and is a predicted model, not a curated record.